Mesorhabditis spiculigera is the source of this 5721-nucleotide messenger RNA. Lineage: Eukaryota; Metazoa; Nematoda; Chromadorea; Rhabditida; Rhabditidae. The record is from the annotation of a GenBank genome assembly.
AUGCGGGAAGUAAUGAACGUUGUUGAAGAAAGUAGUUCAAAGAGUAUGGAAGUCGAUCAGAAUGAUGAUGAGGAAGGUGUGAUCGGCUGUUUGCCCUCUCAUCUAUCGCCGUACCAUCGCGCUGAAUUGGAAGCAAUCAUUCAGAGGGUCGGCUCCGGGAGCCAUGAAGAGCAUGAGAAAUUACAUGAAAGGUUCAAGCAGUUGCUCGAAGUUUAUGCGGAACAACCGAGACUUUUGGACCCCCUCAUCCCUCCUACUGUUGAACAUUUGACGAGCCUGGUGGAUUUGCAAUCAUCGCCCGAGGAUGGACGAGGAUUGAGUCGAACGUCGGGCUUCGCACUUGUGCUUCUCAACACGCUCAUCAAAAUCCGAGGCUACAAAUUCGUCUUGAAGUUUUUCCCGCAUCAGAUCACUUAUCUAAUUCUUCUCAUCAAUGCGCUGGAGGCCUAUAACCGGGCAGACUUGGCCGGUCGGGUGCCAUUCCAUCUUCUCGAACGGACUUCCCUGAUUUAUUGGCUUUCGAUGGUCUGCAAGAACCCCUUUGAUUUCAGCCGGCUUGAUGCGCCUGACGCAAUCGGUACAACGCUUUCAAGGAUAUUGAACGUUGCUUCGCCGUUUCUGACAUCGACUACCGCGUUUAUUCAAUUUGCUGCUGCGAGGCUCAUUGCAGACUGCUUGGCUCGUCAAGAGGCUUCACAUCUUUGCCAAUCGGUCGUCGACGAAUCCGUGCAAUAUCUCCUAACUGAAAAGACGGAUCGAGUACUUGGACGUCUCGUCUUACUACUGGCCAUGUUGAAACACACACCUCGUCAAAUAAUGCUGCCAUUUACACAUCAAAUUUCGACGGUGGUCGAGCCACUCUCCGUCAAUCUGAAGCAGAAUACAUUGGUCCGAAAAUGUGUAUGCAAGUUGAUCCAAAGAUUGUCCCUGAAUAUCCUGCCCCCAAUAUUGGCCCUUUGGCGGUAUCAGAGGGGGAAACGACGAUUGCAAGACAACUUUGCUGGUCCGGUGGUCGAUUCUGCGAAACCUGAAACGAGGCUCGAUGAAGAACCACAUGGCGAAAUAGCUCCCGAUCCGAUUGUUGAAUGGUCGUUGGGUCUUCUUCUCCCAAACCUGAACGAUAAUGAUACAACGGUUCGAUGGUCAGCUGCGAAAGGCAUUGCCCGCAUUUCGGAACGCCUACACAAGGAACUUGCCUCUCAAAUCGUCUCUUCCAUCCUGGCCUCAAAUUUUACGGACAAUGCAGGAUAUGGAUCCUGGCAUGGCGGAUGUCUCGCAUUGGCCGAGUUAUCAAGGCGAGGGCUACUGUUGCCCGAACUGCUACCCGUCGCCUUUGAAGUGGUGCUGCGCGCGCUCUUCUACGAGGAGCGAAUGGGUCGUUUUGCUUGGGGCUCCUGUGUCCGUGACGCGGCAUGCUUUGUCAUCUGGGCUUGGGCCCGUGCGUUUGCCCCGGAAAAACUUGAGGGGUUCACACAAAGAGUGGCUGAGAAACUGAUAUGCUGCGCGCUUUUUGAUCGGGAAAUUUCGGUUCGGCGUGCGGCGUCGGCCGCUUUCCAGGAGACUGUCGGCCGUAUUGGUGGAAUCACUAGCGGAAUUGCCCUGCUUUCGAUGGUUGACUAUUUUGCCGUUGGAAACAGGAAUCGAUGCUUUUCAUCUUUGUGCGUAGAAGUAGCUGAGCACGCAGAAUAUCGUCCAGUGAUCGUCCACCAUUUGAUCGAAUUGAAAGUAACACAUUGGGAUGAAACGAUGAGAAUAAUGGCAGGUAUCGCCCUCCAAGCGCUUUCAACCAGAUUCCCGUCCGAUGUUUGGGGCCCUAUCCAAGAAUCAAUCUUGCCUCGACUCACCGAGAAUGGCCCGGUUGUCCUUCAUGGCUCACUCCUCGCCGUUUCACAUACGGUGAAGGGUAUCUGUGAAGUUACUGCCCAACUAGUUUCGCCUCAAAAUGCGAAAGUCCUGAACUCGGUCCCUUCCGUCGUCCUACCGAAAAUGUCGUCCCUCAAGGGAAUUGGUGGCGAAAUGGUGAAGAAAGCGCUUGCUCAAUAUGUUUCGCUGGCAUCAUCGUCGAUCCAAAUUGACGACGAGUUUUUCGCUGAUUGGUUGACCGUCGUCGAUACAUGUUGUGGUGACGAAAAUCCGGCUAUCCGUGAAGCUGGCGGUAUAAACAUGGCGGCAAGAGAAUGGGAACGCGGCGGUGCCUGUGCUAUCCUCGAAUCGCUUCCAAAUCAGUUACAACUGGAGAAAGGCCUCGUUGACCGACUAUGCCAAAUUAUUAAAGAAACAACUCCCGUGGAUCUGAAGUGGGCAUUUGCCAGAUCGGCAGCUAUCAAGGCUGUCUCAAAACUUUGCUCUAAUGGCAGGACUUUUGUCGAUUGUUCGCUACAAUCAAUACGUCCGGCACUGUUCGACUCCUUGCUUGGAGCAUUAGACGAUUACACCGAAGAUGAGCGCGGCGAUAUCGGGCGAUUCGUUCGCACCUCGGCCAUGGAAGCCGUUAAGAACUUGGUGCUAGAAAGCCCUGGCGAAUAUUCGAAUGUGCUCGUGGAGCAAUUGAUCUGCCACCUACUUCAACAAGCCGCUGAACGAAUUGGGCGCGUCCGCGAGGUGGCUGCCGGUUGCAUCAAAAAUAUCCUUGACGGCGGUGACUUUAACAUGGCGCACUCUCAAUUGCUCAACGAAAUAUUCGCAGAACCAGCAUUGUUUAUCCAUGACAGUCAACUGUACCGGCUUCGACCUCUACUCUCGCUAGAGCCAUACUCGCAAUGGGUCCUAAAGGGAUUGAUGAUAGCCGCUGGCGGAAUAUCUGAUGUCACCUCUCAAUUCGCGCUACAAGCUAUUCACGAAUACUUGAAUGCCGCCAAUGAAGAAGAGAUCGACGGCGCCCUGUCGUUGAUUGCCAGGCUUCUCAGACCACCCAGAGCAGCUCGGAUGUUCGUACCCUUGCUGCGUGUUGUUCAAACGGUCCUCCCACGGAUCCCGAGUGUUCUGGAGAAACCAGAUAGCUCGCGGCCGAUCCAAGACAUCAUAUUGACUUGUAAGAAGGUACUUGCCAACUCAAAGCUGUCGCCGGCUCGUGCACGGUUGUGUCUAAAUGCCGUCUCUCCACUCCUACUUUGCCCACCGAACAGUGUCGUCUGGAAAAAUGCAGCUGCUACGGUGGUCUCUGGGCUGUUCUCCGCAUUCCCUGCUGUCCGACGGGCCGCUGCAGAAGCGCUUAUCGAGACAUUGUGCACGUUGGAAGCCGUUGAUGAUAAUUUAAUUUGUCUCCUCGCCGAUACGCAAUGGCAGGAUGCGAAGCCAGCAAGCAAGGGCCAAGAUCCCGAAUGGGAACAAGCUGCCCGAGAAGUACAACACAUUCUGAUUGAGAUGGACGACGAUGACGAUUAUGAGGGUUCGUUGGACGAUUCUCAGGGCCCAUCGGGACGCGGUGACGAUGAGGCCAAAAAGCACGCCAGGGCCCAACAUAACGCGCUUGAACGACGGCGGCGCGAUAAUAUAAAAGCUAUGUAUGGGUCGCUGGAGGCAAAAGUCUCAAAGGACGGCGAAAAAUUGUCGCGAGCGGCCAUUUUAAAAAGAUCGAUCGAUUCUGUAGCCUCGAAGACGCAACAGCUCGAGCAAAAGAAGGCUUUGAUCAAGGGGCUAACAGAAAGCAUAGCAAGUAUGGAAGCGCAGAGUUACGCGGUAAAAAUGCCUGAUGUACCGCCAUUAAAUGAUGUGUUGGACGGUAUUCACACGAUUUUGGUCAGCGAAUCUUCUGGAAAAAUGCUGAUAAAGAAGAUCCUAAAGGAAUAUUACGAUUCGUAUGGCUUGGAUAUAAGCCCGAACAUGUAUAACGCGGGCUCAAUAGAACAAUUACUACGGAAGAAGCCCGAUUUGUUCGCCAUUGAGGGUCAAUAUGUUCGGGUUGUCUCAAUUAGCAAUGAACUCGCCAACCAACGUGCCGAAAUCCAGCUUCAACAAAGCAAGAAAUCGCGAGGGGGAGGAGGAGGAGGAGGAGGAGGAGGAUUCCGCGGAAGAGGUGGAUUCUCGCAAAACGCCGGAAGAGGACGCGGACAACCUGGUGCCUAUGGUGCCGCGUUUAGAAGCGCGGCUCCGCCGCCCAGCAAUAACAGUUCGAAUGGAUUCCGGAGACCGCCCUCGCCCCCUCGCAACGGCUACCAAGAAGCUCCUCAAUACAACGAGCCACGCUACCAAGACCGGAUAAACGGACGGGACAGAGAAUUUGAUAGACAGCCGCCAGAGUCUCGGAGAGUUGACGACUAUCCCCCUGACGAAUACGAAGAGCGGGGCCCACGUGGUUAUAAUUAUGACGAUCGCGGUGGACCGAAUUAUAACGAGGGUUUUUCGAGGGGUGAUCCACCUAGAUUCAACGAUUAUCACGAUAUCCCACCGGUCACCAGGACACAAGUGAUGCGGGGACUUGCCGAUUACGUUCACCGCGAGGGAGGUGCUGUCCCGCUAAACCACCUUGUCGACGGAUUUAGGAGGUUCGAUAAUGGACUACACCGGGUAAUCUUUGGGAAUAUAGAAAUAAACACGGUGAAAUUCGACUACGAGCCGAUCAUUGUGUUCGUUGAAGAGAACAAUGUGAAGCUCGACCCAGGAAGCAGGAUGAGAAUCUUUCACUCGCACCUCGUCUUCAUUGAGCACAUUCCCCACCACCUCCACAUUGAAAAUGAUGAUUGGUGGCGGCUCUGGAUUGAUAUUUAUGAAUACCUCUCGGAGAACGGAGGAAAGGAAAGCUGGAAGGCAAUCACCCGUGAUUUCGGAUUUGCGGAGAGUUCGCUGCGCCUAUGGACAAGAAACAUCAUCAAGCUACAAUUUGAUCCAGAUCUGGAAGACAAGGGUCUCCGGCGCUCCUUCCAAUUCGCAAGUCACGGAGAGGGGAAGUUAGAGAUCAAGCAUGAGCACCCAACCGACCCGGGUAUUCGUGAUGAAACGCAUCGAUACCUUUGCGAUUACUUCCCCGCCGAGCUACGGGCUCCGCGCUUUCGGCCACCAUCAGUCCAUGGUUCUUCGCGAUCAGUGGAAGGUCUGCGGGAGACGCCGCCACCCGCGUCUAACGUGUCUUAUGGAUUUCCCCCGCUGGGCCAGUUCGACUUCACCCACCCAAUCCUGCGCGUGCCCGAAGCUGACUAUCCCAUGUAUGCUGAUCGACAGAUACAUUUGGAUCUGAGCCCUCCAUUCAACUUCUCCAAUUUCACCAUCACUUUGUACCUGACGGAUAGCAAGCAACGGGAGGGCUUGUCAGCGAAACUCAAGGCAUGCUGGAAACCCCCCACGCCAGCAAUAAUGGAGAACCUUCGCGAUAAAGAUGCCUGUAUUCUCCGGGAAACCGACGCCUAUUAUCGCGUCUAUCUUCAAGAGAUCCGCGGCAGGAAUCAGACAAUGGUCAAAGUUCAUCUGGUGGAUUACGGAUAUGACAAGGAGGUGCGGGUUGAUCGUUUGAGCCCGUUGCCAAAAGAGCUGACCACUUUUCCGGCCACCUGUUUUCCCUGCACCAUUUGGCCGUUCGACGUGCUGGACGAGGAUUCUGCGGAGUAUUACCAGCAGCACAUUACGACCACCCAAGCGGCGGCGCCUUUUUCAUUCAAAUUGACCGAGAUCUUAGGCCAUAUGCCGGAUGGUCGGCUCAUCGUCAAGGUCCGGCUCGGCGACAGAUUGGGCGAUCUGCGACAAUAUCUGAUCAGCUACGGUGUCAUCCGCGGGAAGAAAUGGGGCGAA